This is a messenger RNA of Acanthosepion pharaonis, 1179 nucleotides long. Lineage: Eukaryota; Metazoa; Mollusca; Cephalopoda; Sepiida; Sepiidae. The record is from the annotation of a GenBank genome assembly.
AUGGUUUCUCCCUUUUCUUUCAUUUUUCUUUCUUUCUUUCUUUCUUUUCUUUUCUUUCAUUUAUUUCUUUUUCUUUCAGUUUUUCGUUUUUCCUUUGUUUAUUUUUUCAAUUUUUUUCUCUUUUCUUUCUUUCUUUCUUUUUUUUUCUUUCUUUCUUUCCUCUUUUCUUUUUUCUUCUCAUAUUCACACCUGCAACUUUUUGAUUCUCUCUUUCCUUUGUUUUUUUUCCAUCAAUAUUCUUUCCCUCCUCUUUCCUUUUCUUUCUUUCUUUCUUUCUUUUUCUUUCUUUUUUCUUUUUCUUCUCAAUAUUCUUUACUUCUCCAUAUUCUGUACCACCUUCCUGGCUUUCUUUCUUCUUUCUUUGUUUCUUUACUUCAUCUUUCUUUCUUUCUUUUUUCUUUCUUUCUUUUUUUUCUUUCUUUCUUUCUUUCUUUCACCUAUGUUUUUUCUUUCUUUCUACCUUUCUUUAUCUUUCUUUCUUUCCUUCUUUCUUUUUAUCAAUAUUCUAUUAUCAUCUUUCUUUCUUUCUUUCUUUCUUUCUUUUUUCUUUUUCUUUUUUCUAUUUUGUUCCUUUGUUUAUUUUCCAUCAACAUUUCCUUUCUUUUCCUUCUUUCCUUAUCAAUUUCUAUUUCUUUCUUUCUUUUUUUCUUUCUUUCUUCUCACUAUUCUACUACUAACCUUCACCUAUGUUUCUUUCAUUCUUCUCCAUAUUCUACUACCUACCUUCACUUGAUUAUCUUUCUUUCUUUCCUUCUUUCUUUCUUAUCAAUAUUCUAUUACCUAACUUCAUCUUUCUUUCUUUCUUUCUUUCUUUCUUUCUUUCUUUUUUUCUUUCUUUCUUAUCACUAUUCUACUACUAACCUUCACCUAUGUUUCUUUCAUUCUUUCUUUCUUAUCAAUCUUCUACUUACCUACCUUUUUCUUUCUUUCUUUUUCUUUCUUUCAAUUUCUUUCCUUUUUCUUUCUUUCUUAUCACUAUUCUAUACUACUAACCUUCACCUAUGUUUCUUUCAUUCUAUUACCUACCUUCAGUUAUCUUUCUUUCUUUCUUUCUUUUCUUUCUUUCAAUUUCUUUACCUUUCUUUUCUUUCUUUCUUUCUUUUCUUUCUUUUUUUCUCUUUAACUUUCACCUAUGUUUCUUUCAUUCUUCUCCAUAUUCUACUACCUACCUUCACUUGA